This is a messenger RNA of Mesitornis unicolor (brown roatelo), 1098 nucleotides long. RefSeq names its product family with sequence similarity 69, member B (gene DIPK1B). The transcript is spliced from 3 exons. Gene Ontology annotation, molecular function: calcium ion binding. NCBI's taxonomy places the organism in Eukaryota, Metazoa, Chordata, Aves, Mesitornithiformes, Mesitornithidae. The record is from RefSeq and is a predicted model, not a curated record. The annotation marks the transcript as partial.
UGUGACCAGUACAAGAAAGGAAUCAUUUCUGGCUCCACGUGCAAAGACCUGUGUGAGGAGCGCAGCCUCUUCUUCCAGCACUGCCUCUCCUCCUCUCCCACCCAGCAGGUUUACAGCGGGCUCUGGCGGGAGCGGGAGGUGAUCAUCAAAUGCGGCAUCGAGGAAGUCUUGAAGGCAGAAAGCCACCCGGACUCUGCGCUCAGGAGGGACGUGGUCCUCUUUGACAAACCCACGCGAGGGACAUCGAUGGAUGAGUUCAAAGAAAUGCUCCUGAACUUCCUAAAGUCCAACCUGGGAGAUCAGCCUUCUCUCACAGCCUUGGUGAGCCGGAUCAUCGCCAUGGCAGAUGUGAACCGGGACGGGAAAGUGUCUUUAGCAGAGGCCAAAUCCAUCUGGGCACUACUCCAGCUCAAUGAGUUUCUUCUUAUGCUCUCCUUGCAUGAGAAAGAGCACACUCCCAAACUGCUGGGGCACUGUGGGGACCUCUACGUCACUGAGAAGAUCCCCCACACCUCCCUUUACGGCGUGGAUGUCCCCCCCUUCCUCCAGUCGCUGCUGCCUUCAGUCAUCCACCAGCUCAUCCACCAGUGGUUCGCACCAGCGUGGCCCCGGCGGGCGAAGAUUGCCAUCGGCCUCCUGGAGUUUGUGGAGGAGAUAUUCCACGGCACCUAUGGGAGCUUCUACAUCUGCGAGAGCGGCUUCAAGAACGUGGGGUACAAUGACAAAUUUGACUUCAAAAUGGUCAACCUGCGUAAGGUGGCGACGGAGAUGACAAUCAGAGGUUUCCUCAAGGGCCGUCACUGUGAGCAGAACGUGGACUGCACCUACGGGAAGGACUGCGCGGCGACGUGCGACAAGCUGCUGAAGCAGUGCAAAAGCGACGUGGUGCAGCCCAACCUGGCGAAGGUCUGUGGGUUGCUGCAGGACUAUUUGCUGUACGGGGCACCGCUGGAGCUGAAAGACGACCUGCAGAAACAGCUCCGAACGUGCAUGACCCUCAGCGGCCUGGCCAGCCAGAUGGAAGUGCACCACUCCCUUGUGCUGAACAACCUCAAGACCUUGCUCUGGAAGAAGAUUUCAAACACCAAAUAUUCCUAA